Messenger RNA from Closterium sp. Naga37s-1, 5898 nucleotides. Lineage: Eukaryota; Viridiplantae; Streptophyta; Zygnematophyceae; Desmidiales; Closteriaceae. The record is from the annotation of a GenBank genome assembly.
GGCGGGUGUUUGUGGUUUGAGGACCUCACAGCACUUCCUCACGGCGUGCUGGGCUGGGUGCUUCCGCUCUCCAUCGCUGGUUCUUUCUACUCCUCCCUGCAGGUGAUGAUGCCGCUGCACAAGAUGGGUGUGCACACUGCAUCUGACAAAGCCAUGCUGGCCUACCGAACCUUCCUCGAAUUCCUCACUCUCCCAACUCUCUAUGCUGCACUCAACGUUCCCCAGGCAGUGCACGUGUACUGGCUCACCAACAACACCUUCACUCUCGCUCAGGCAUUGGCCCUCCGGUCUCCCACCAUUCGCCAGGCCUUAGGACUGCCCACCAUUGCACAGAUGCAGGCCAUGCAGCAGCAGCACGCUCGCACCAUUACUGCUGCUGCCGCCGCUGCUGCUUCAAAAGGAGCUGGUAGCAGUGAUGGCACCAGUCCUGGCGGCACGGGGAGUGUGGGGCAGUUGGUAUCAGAGCAGGAGAUUGCACGGCUGACAGACCCCCAUGCGUUGCUCGUUGCUGCAGCACAGCUCAAGGCCGCAGGCAGUGUGGAUUUGGCUGCUUGCGCUCUGAGGCGUGUUUUGGAGAUCGACCAAUCAGCAUCCUCCGCAUGGCUGGGAUUGGGUCAGAUGCACAGCGGUGCAGGGCGGUGGGUGGAGGCAGCUGAGUGCUUCUCCCAGGCGAUCAACCAUUCAAAGGAGCGUGCUGACGUGGCAGUACAGCUGGCAGCUCACCUGGGCGCGGGUGUGGCACUGGCACAGCAGAGCCGUCCGUUAGAGGCCAAGGCAUUGCUGCAGGUGGCAGCAGAGAUGAGCCGUCCUUUAGAGGCGAAGGCGCUGCUGCAGGUGGCAGCGGAAACAGUGCUGAAAGGGGAGCAGAAGAGGGAUCCUCUGAACCGCCGACGACACGCUCAGGCCAUGCUGGCCCUCGCAAGCCUCCUGAGUGCAGAUGGAAACCGCAGCGAGGCAAAGAAGUGGGUAGUUGCAGCAGCAGACUAUGACCCUUCUGUGCUGGAUACAUUCGGCCAGGAGCUUGAGGGAGAGGAGGAGGAGAGGAAGGGCGUGGAGCUUGAGGGAGAGGAGGAGGAGGUGGGGGGCGUGGUGCAAGGAAAAGCAAGGGAGCUUGAGGGAGAGGAGGAGGAGGAGGAGGAGGAGGAGGAGGAGGGCGUGGUGCAAGGGAGAGGAAGGAUAAUUACCCGUCUUUGCCGUGUAUUUAACCCCUUGAUGAUUGAUCUCCUCCCCUACUCCCAUCCCCUUCUUCAUUCCCUCCCCCCGGAUCUCUCCCUCGCAUCCCUUCACCUCUCCUUUACUUCCACCUCUCCACUUCCCUGUCCUGUCGCUUCGCCUUUCUCGUUUCCCCCCACUUCAACCCACCGCCCCCCAUCCCCGCCUCUCACCCCUCCCGCCUCCCCACCUCCGGGUUCCCCACACCUCCCCGUCUUCCCCCCCGCAGAUGAAUACGAGCAGCGUGGCCAUCGUGAUAUGAAGACGAGCAGCUUGGCCAUCGUGCUGUGCCUCAACAUCGGAAUGAAGACGAGCAGCGUGGCGAUCGUGCUGUGCCUCAACAUCGGAGUUGACCCCCCUGACGUCAUCAAGAUAUCGCCCUGCGCGCGAGUCGAGUGCUGGAUCGAUCCCUUUUCAAUGCAAGCGCAGAAGGCCCUGGACAGCAUUGGGAAGAACCUUCAGGCGCAGUACGAGCGCUGGCAACCCAAGGCGCGCUACAAGGUGCAGCUAGACCCGACGGUCGAAGCGUUGAAGAAGCUGUGCCUCACGUGCCGGCGCAACGCCAAGGCGGAGAGGGUGCUGUUCCACUACAACGGCCACGGCGUGCCCAAGCCCACGGGCAACGGGGAGAUCUGGGUGUUCAACAAGACGUACACGCAGUACAUCCCGCUGUCCGUGUAUGAGCUCGACUCGUGGCUCGCCACGCCAUCCAUCUACGUCUUUGACUGCUCCGCUGCCGGCAUCAUCAUCAACGCGUUCGUCGAGCGUCCUGACUGGGCACUAGCAGCACCGUCCAGCCCCCUCGCCUCGCCAACAGCAGCAAGCAGGGAAGCAGCGGCCGCUGCAACAGCAGCAGCGGCGACGGCAGCGGGCAUGCGCGAUCGCAUACUGCUGGCGGCGUGCGGACCAGAGGAGAUCCUCCCUCAGCCGUCCGAUCUGCCAGCUGAUCUCUUCACUGCGUGCCUCACCACCCCCAUCAAGAUCGCUCUGAGGUGGUUCUGCAGCCGAUCUCUCCUGCGCGACUCCCUUGACCCCGAGAUGGUGGAGCGCAUACCCGGGCGGCAGAGUGAGCGCAAGACGGCGCUGGGCGAGCUCAACUGGAUCUUCACGGCCGUCACCGACACCAUCGCCUGGAACACCCUCCCCACGCACCUCUUCCAACGCCUCUUCAGACAGGACCUGCUUGUCGCCUCGCUGUUCCGGAACUUUCUGCUCGCGGAACGGGUGAUGAGGGCGAGUGGGUGCACGCCCGUGUCGUAUCCGCGGCUUCCGCCCACACACCAGCACCACUUAUGGCAUGCAUGGGACAUGGCAGCAGAGAUGUGUCUCGCACAGCUGCCAACGCUCCUUGCAGACCCCAACGCCGAGUUCCAGCCCAGCAGCUUUUUCUCGCAGCAGCUGAUGGCGUUUGAGGUGUGCCUGGAGCAUGGCAGCGACAAGAAGAGACCCCCGGAGCAGCUGCCCAUCGUGCUGCAGGUGCUACUCAGUCACUCGCACAGGCUGCGAGCUCUCGUGCUUCUAGGACGCUUCCUCGACAUGGGGCCAUGGGCUGUCGACUUGGCGCUCUCAGUGGGCAUAUUCCCGUACGUGCUCAAGCUGCUGCAGACGAGUGCAGUGGAGCUGAGGCAGAUCCUUGUGUUCAUCUGGACCAAGAUUCUCGCGCUUGAUAAGUCAUGCCAGGUGGAUCUGGUGAGGGACGGCGGGCACAUGUAUUUCAUCAAGUGCCUUGAGACGCACGAGCCAUACUCCUCCGACCCCAGGGAACGAGCCACGGUGGCCUUUCAGCGAGCCAUGGCCGCGUUUGUGCUCGCGCUCAUCUGCGAUGGCCACCCCAAGGGCCACCAGGCCUGCUUGCAGGCUGGACUCAUUCCCUUGUGCUUGAUGCACAUCCAGGCUGCGCCCCCAGCAGAACCGCUGCUGCUGCAGUGGCUGUGCCUGUGCGUGGGCAAGCUGUGGGGGGGCGCGCCAGAGGCACAGGCAGCAGCGCUUGUUCAGCACCGGGCGCCUCAGAUCCUCUCCCCGUUGCUCUCAGAGCCACAGCCAGAGCACCAACCGCUAGAGGCACAGGCAGCUGCGCCCGCUCAGCACUGCGUCUCUCAGAUCCUCUCGCUCUUGCUCUCAGAGCCCCAACCUAAGAGGCACGGGCAGCAGCAGCACUGGGUCAACACGCUGCCCCUCAGGUUCUCUCCUCGUUACUCACAGAGCCCCAGCCAGAGCCUUUCAGCUUCGGCGCCGGACCUCUCCUUCCUCCGAGGCACUGCCGAAGCUGCUAGCGGCUCGCCGGGGAGGGUGCUAGGGAUGCCUCCAGGGGAUGUGACUAUCAGCCGGCAAACGCUUGCCCAAAUAGGCUCCUCUGUAGCAGCAGCCGCGACAAGUCUCAACGCUGCAGCGGCAGCGGCAGCGGCAGCGGCGGCGGGGGCAGGAGGAGGGGUGGGGGGAUCGGGGGGGGGAGGAGGAGGGAUGGGCGGUGGUGGGAUGGGGUAUGACGCGUUUAUGAUGCCCAUGGUGGUUCCAGGCAUGGGUGGGGUUGGGGGGAACAUGGCAGCAGGGGGGGGGCUUGCGCAGUCUGCUAGCUUUAGCAACUUGACUCGGAGCAGUAGCAGGGAUGCUGGGACGGUGAUAAUCACUGGUGCUGGUGCUGGUGUGGCUGGGGGUGGGGGAGCCAUAGGCACUCCGAAUCUCUCUCUGGCUGCUGCUGCAGCAGUGGGGGCAGCGGGGCCUGUGGGUCUGCCAGGCCUGGGGGGAGUGGGUGGAGGGAUGGGGCAUCAUCAUGGGCUCAUGAGUCCUGCCAUGAGUCCACGUGUCCCCUCCCCAUUGGCUGCUGGAUUGGCCCCUGCAAUCACUCGGUCAACGUCGUGGGUUGCGCCUCUCAACGCCCCCCACCCAAUGGGCAGCUGGCGACAGCUGGCAGCACCACAACUCGCCAUGUCACCCUCUGCUGCCGCAGCCUCGGGAUUCCUCCAAGCUCGGGACCCGUUCGGCCUGGUGGCUCGGGACAGCCUCGGGCUGCCGCCGAUGCUGGCAGCAGGUUCGGGGAUGCAGGCUCGGGACAGCGGGAUGCGGAGGGUAAUGACUGCAGUGGAUUUCUCUUCGUCCCAGCAGCAGCAGCAACAGCAGCAGCAGCAGAGGCAGAUGGGGGUGAUGGGGAACGGGGAGAUCCUGGGCGGGGUGCAUGUGCUGUCAUCUGUCACGGGAGGAGGGUACCCGCCCUUGAGACCAAAUCAUGCAGCUGUCUCAUCAGACUCCCUUGCUCACCCAUCCAACCCACCUGCACAUACAACCCCUGCCACUCGCUCCCAAAACCCUAACUCCACCUCCUCCUCCUCCUCCUCUUCCCAACCUUCCACUGCAAGUACUGCUGCCCCUGCUGCUGCACCUGCCACUGCCGCUGCUGCUGCUCCGGUUGCCAGUUCUGCUGCUGCCGCGGGUGGAUUGCCUGCUGCUGGAUACGCAAGCAUCCCGAAUCCCGCAUCUGGCACUGCUGCUGCUCCUGCUGCUGCUGGUUUCAGUGGUAGCGGCUCUGCAGGCACAACCGGCGGGCCCAGUGGGCUGGGUAUCCCCCCGUCCCUCUCCGCCCCUCUCUCCGCGUCUUUUUCCGCGUCUCUCCUGGACCCGUUUCUCUCGCUGGAUGCAGCGGCAGCGGCACAGGCAAAGCCGGUGCCCAAGUCGGGCCUGUAUGCGUGGAGCUGUGGGCACUUGUCGCGGCCGCUGCUGGAGGCGGUGUGUGACGCCGAGGCAGAGACGAGGCGAGCAGCCAGGGAGAAGAGAGCGGUGGAGGGCGUGGCAGAGUGCCGGCGAGCCACGGUGAGCAAGGUGAGCGAUCAGAUCGCCAGCUUUGACACCGAGUCAGACAUGAUGACAGAGGCCGUGCUGCUGCACCCCUUCCUGCCACUCGUGUGCAUCGCAGACGAGAACGAAGUUGUCAGAAUCUGGAACUAUGAGGAGGGCCUGACUGUGAGCACGUUUGACAACCAGACGGGUGGGGGGGGGGGUGCGGACGGGCACAAGGGAGUGAGCCAGCUGUGCCUGCUCAAUGAGCUGGACGACACGCUGCUGCUUGUUGCCUCCAUGAGCCAACUGUGUCUUCUCAACGAGCUGGAUGACACGCUGCUGCUCGUUGCCUCGAGCAAGAAUUCUGCUUCUGGUGGAGCCAUCUCCCUCUUUGCCUCUACCCACAAGGGGCGAACGGGAGCAGUGGUGGAGUGGCAGCAGCUCAUGGGGUACCUGUACGCGUCGGGGGAAAUUUCCUCCAUUCUCGUGUGGGAUCUUGACAGGGAGCUGCUCGCGCACAGUGUUCCCACUGAGUGUGACUCUGCUGUGACUGCGCUGGGAUCAUCCGUCGUCCAGCCAAGCUACGUGGCAGCAGGGUGUGACGAUGGCUCUGUGCGGCUCUUUGACAUCCGCUCGCAGCCCCGGGCGCAGCUCGUGUGCGGCACCCACCACCACUCGCAUCGGGUCGCGGGAAUUGCCUUCCACCCUGCCAGCACUGCUGCUGUUGCUCCUCACCCUCCCCACACUGCCACCGCCCCCCACCCCUCUCCACUUGCAGGCUCGUGUGCGGCACGCACCAUCACUCGCAUCGGGUCGCGGGAAUUGCCUUCCACCCCGCGAGCACUUCCGCACCUCAAGUACGUUCUCAGCAACCGUGUUAAGAAGCAAUUCAUCUUUAGUCAUUUCCACCUCUGA